Messenger RNA from Thrips palmi, 2514 nucleotides. RefSeq names its product McKusick-Kaufman/Bardet-Biedl syndromes putative chaperonin-like. NCBI's taxonomy places the organism in Eukaryota, Metazoa, Arthropoda, Insecta, Thysanoptera, Thripidae. The transcript has 10 exons. The record is from RefSeq and is a predicted model, not a curated record. Gene Ontology annotation, molecular function: ATP binding. Gene Ontology annotation, cellular component: nucleus; kinociliary basal body; cytoplasm. The coding region runs from base 415 to 2100 and encodes 561 amino acids. Gene Ontology annotation, biological process: intracellular transport; developmental process; protein folding.
AAGUUAAAGUGUUUUCAGGCAUUUUCAAGGAGGUUUUCCAAACAUUAUCCGUACUGAAACCAGGAUUAUUUUGUUGUGUAUAUUUGGCAGUGCCGAACAUUAGCACGCAGCUUGCAGACGACUCGUUUGGUCAUGACUUCGUUACCCCGCAGGAUCGCCAGUGCCUUGGCUCUUCCGGUUCUAUUUGGAGGUUAUUUAUUUGUAAUUCAUUAUGGAUGGCAGAGACUGCAAUAUAGCCCUGUAGUCAAUGGCGGAGAAGAACCUGAUACUAUAUCCAUCGAAAAGUUUAGAAAGGUAUUUUUUGGAGAAAAAUCUAACUCCGAAAGUAAAGAUGGAAAAGAAGACGGAAAGAAGUAGCUGAGCAUUUCAUUUGUAGUACUAAGCUAAAUUAAGACGUACAUUUAGUGAUAUAUUAUGGCGUUUGUUCUUAUUGACUCAUCUAAUCUAAAACCAGCUCUUGAUGGCUUCUGCAAACUACUUGCCGCAUUAACUGGACCGCAGGGGCACUUAUGUCUAUUAGUGUCCCCUGUUGAUUCUUUCACCUUGACCUCCUCAUCUUGUCGGAUUAUAGCAAACCUACCCAUUGGAAGUCCCAUUCUUCAAUUUGCAUUGCAAUGUAUUAAGUCUCAAAUAGAUAGAUACAGAGAUAAUGGACUGUACUGUGGCAUUCUUUUAAGUAAACUUAUGAUCCACUUAAUUGAUUGCUCAUUUCCUGUGCCAGCAUCCUGUUCCAUUUUGGCUACUUUAGGGCUUUAUCUUCAGUCUGAAUUACAAAAUUCAGCUGAGCUAAGGCUCAAAGUUAAUUUGGAUUCUGUUCAACCCUUUGUAUCUAUAGCAAAGUCAAUAUUAUUUUCUAAGUGUAGUGUAUUUGAAGGCAAAGGUGGAGAGUCUAUUGCACUAGCCAAUAAACAAGCGACUCUUCUAGUGCGAGCCUUCUUGCACGCAGAGGCAAAUGUAGGAAAUGUGCUGUUGAGCAUCAAUGAUAAGUGCAACCAUCAGUGCCUCCUACCAGGAGUGUUGUACCCAUGCACGGAUGGAGAGCAGGUUGUUUUGGCAGGAGGAUCUUGGCGUUCAGUACCCAUACUCCUAUUUUCUGUUAUGCUGACGGACAGGUUAGAUUGUAAUGAAAAGGAAAUACCAGGAGUGGAAUUGGUGGACAGAGGGAAAGCUCACCUAGAAGCAGCUGAAAUGUUCAUUGACAAGGCUGUUUCUUCUGGAAUUCGUAUAAUUGCAUGUCAAAAAGUGGUUCACCCUAGUUUAUUGUUAAAACUCAAGCGGAAGGGUGUUCUUGUCCUUCAACGUUUAGGAAAGCAAAUGACAAAUUCUCUAGAAAUGAUAUCAGGAGCAACACGUGUAUCAAGCUUAAAUACAUCUUUCAUUGAAUCAUUGUCAAAACUGAAGGGUUGUUUGGAAAAUGUGCAACAGUUUGAAGAAACGGAUGGAGAAUUUAUAUUGCUGGAAGGACCAUCUAAUUCUGGAAUAUGCUCUCUGCUACUCACUUCUAGAGCACUUGGACAAGGAGCAGAGUUGAAGGCAGUUGCCCAACAGGUUUUAGCUGCUUUAAAUCAGGUUCUUCAGGAUGCAGUAGUACUCCCGGGGGCUGGCUGCACUGAAGUAUACCUCUGCUCGUUCUUAUCACAGCAGGUACAACAACAUAGAGAAAAAAUUUGUGCAAGAGAGAAGUGUUCAGUGCUCCACAUAAAUACCGUUCUUAAGUGGCUGCAAGAAGGACUUAUGCUGAGUUCGGGAUUGAAUUGUUCAAGUGGUAAUUUAUCUGUAGAUUCAGUGUACCAUCAUGCUUGGAAGGGAUCUGGUGAGAUAAAUAGCAUUGUGGAUACUUGUAAGUGUAAUUGUGGGCUGAUAAGUUCUGUGGAUAUUAAAAAUUCUAAUGGUGCUUGGACCAUAGUGUCCUUGAAUCAGUCAGGACCUGUGUUUAGUGAUAGCCAUAGUCAUGCUCAGGCUCAACCAUUCACUCCAUCUCCAUCUGGUUUGUGUGAUGUUGUUCUUGAUGUGUGCUCCACAAAAAAAAGUGCGAUUGCUAUAGCACUGGAUGGUUGCAUUGCAAUAUCAAAUAUCGGGGCCAUUGUCACCAAAAGUUAAUACUACACAGUUAAUUAAAAGCUAUUUGAGCAGUCUGCUAUUGGUGAUCUUCCUUUAGUUUGCACAUGAGAUCGAAGGUAGGGUUCAAUAUUAAAACAAGUUUGUAAGGAGAAAUUCACUGUAUUCUAUGCACUGUACAUUAAUGUCUGUUUAUGUGGUUUGGCUUUUGUAUAAGUUAAAGUUCAGGCUGCUUAACCUUGAUAAACGGUUAGUAAAGGAAUGAAAAAAUUAAAAACCAAAGUAAAUAGAAUUUUUUCCCAUAAAUGUCAUAUAUCUAAAGAAAAUCCUAUUCUUGAAGUAAUACUUAAUAUUGUUGUGCAUUUGUGUGUUGUACUAAACAAUGCACAAUCUCGUCAAAUUUAACUGCUAUGUAUUUUGACAUGUCGCCAUAAAAAUAAAUAUUUAUUUUCUGUA